Molecule: messenger RNA, 1984 nt
Organism: Hyalella azteca
Lineage: Eukaryota; Metazoa; Arthropoda; Malacostraca; Amphipoda; Hyalellidae
Product: alpha-(1,3)-fucosyltransferase C
Exons: 8
Coding region: 1-1116 (371 amino acids)
Cellular component (GO): membrane
Molecular function (GO): alpha-(1->3)-fucosyltransferase activity
Source: RefSeq, a predicted model, not a curated record
AUGAGCUUCAGGAGGAAGUUGCUGACGGCGCUUGGUGUGUCUUGCUUGUACCUCGUGCUGGCUGUUGUAUACAUGGAGUCGAAAGCGCUGCCCACCUCCAGGCUGCACAAGCAACAGUGUGAGGUGAACGCUUGUGUGGUGACUCAUGACCGCUCACAGCUCAGCAGCGCUGAUGUUGUGGUCUUCCAUACCAAUGACUUUCUGCAGUCCACUCCGCUGCCAGACCCCCGACCUCUAGCGCAGCCCUGGCUGGUCUUUUCUCUCGAGGCUCCACCAGUGCAGACAAAUCGUGGCAUCGACUGGGGCCGCCUCAACAAUGUCGUGAACUGGACGAUGUCGCACCGACGAGACUCCGAUGUCGUGGCUCCUUAUGGCGUUGUCGUGAAGAGAACAAUACCGGAAAUCUGGAGACGUGACCACGACUAUACAUCCGGAAAAAAAUUUGAGAAAAUGACAGCUUGGAUGGUGAGUCACUGCCAGACGCACAGCCGCAGGGAAAGCUACGCUGCCGAACUAAGCAAGUACAUUCCAGUGGAUGUGUAUGGUUCAUGUGGUAACAAGAGUUGUGGAUUAAGCCUCGUUCACCGUAAUAUAGGGAAAUUCAACAGCCGCGACUGCGACCCGGUCAUAGGAGAAUACUACUUCUACCUCGCCUUCGAAAACGCCUUGUGUGCCGAUUACGUGACAGAAAAGCUGUACUUGACGUUGACGCGUGACGUGGUGCCUGUGGUGUUUGGGGGUGCCGACUACCAUUUCUAUGCUCCGCCAAAUUCAGUGAUCAAUGCUCUGGACUUUGCCACUCCUAAGCUGUUGGCGAACUUCCUAUUGGCAACCGCAAACAAUAGGACUGCUUAUAACAGUUACUUCGCGUGGAGGGAGGACUACGAAGUAGAUAUUGGGGAUCCGUUUCGUCCACACAUCUGUGAUCUGUGCGCCAAACUGCACCAGCAUCCAAUGGUGCACCAAAAUGAGAGUUCACGGCAGCGCGUGGGGACACUUGCGACUGGCAGGCCUGAGCCCCACACAUACCCUGACCUCAGGGCCUGGUUCCUGGACCGCAACCCCUGCCGGCGCUGGUGGUUGCCCUCGGCAACGCCAUCGCGGCGCAGUGGUUAGCGCUACUCUUAUCGCAGUGGUAGCGGCACCGAGAUAAGAGAAGUUAGCCGUGGUAGCUCAGGAGCUCAGUUCAUUUCUCGGUGUCACUAGCGGGCGGCGAUUGGUUGCCGUCGAAGGCGGUGCUUCCGGAAUGGCCUAGGGUUGGUUCCCCUAAAUGAACUCUGGUACGUGCCACCUGAGAAUAUCUCAUGUAUAGCCUUUGUUUGCAUUGUCCCUCUCGACAUCCUGCCCCCUCGACAGCAUCGUCCUCACCUGCCCUCCUCGACAGCAUUGUCCUCACCUGCCCCCUCGUCAGCAUUGUCCUCACCGGCUUCCUCGUCAGCAUGCAUUGUCCUCGUCAUGCAGAGCUCCAGAUUUUAGUUGCAAAAAAAACACCAAAACCACCCUUCAAAAUAGCCUCAGAACUAUAAGAGUGAACCUAAGAAGGCAAUAGCCAUCGUGUGACGGAAAUAUCAUUCAAAGGAAACCUACAUUUCUUACUAUUUAAAUUAUACAUUAAUAACUAUAAUCGGUUUUUCACAUAAACGCUGUAAGCCUCCAAGUUACAUUUUUGCUCAAACCUUCAGUUGCCCAUUUUCUUGCUAAUGUAGUGACUUCAAUUCGUAACUCGCGCUAUUAUUUUUUGUAAAUGUCAUGCAUAAAUCCUUUUGUUACCUCUAGAACUUUAUUGAUCACCAAUUUUUGUUACAGCUUUUACCUAAGUUAUUCGAAAUUUACCUUUUCACUAACUAACCAAAUUUAAGAUAUUAUAUAAUUAUGUUUCACUGUUAUCAAUUCUUAAACGCGAAUAAAACUCCUGUAAAUUCUCACUAAAAAAAGUUGGCUGAACGAAGUAAAUACUUUUUAAUAUUCGAAACAACCCAUCUGA